GAACGAUUUUCCAAAGAAUCAAAAAAUUAAGUAUGACAUCAACAUCUUAUAUGUCCAGAACAGGAAAGGCAUGCUAAGCAAAUCAUCGGAAAUAUAUGUUAUCGACUAUUGACGUUAAAGUGACACCUUGUGCUUUCUAAUGACACCUAGAUUAAGCUUCUAGUCCACUCACAUGACAAAAUAUUCUAUGAAACAAUGGGGUUGUGCAUGAACUAAAAAUUAGACGGAAUGUGUACGAGCACAUCUGUGAAGGCUAAAAUGCAUUACAGUGCCAUUGACCUUUCAGAUCAGCAUAUUGUGAUGGAAGGUAAUUGAGGGAGAUAGAGUGAAUUGAAACAGAUUUAUUGUACAGUACAUGCUUAAAAGGUUUUUGGGUUCUGAAAAAUGAGACCACUUUUCGGCAAGAGUCGACAGUGUGAAUGGUGAGCUUUGAGAGUGAAAAAUUUCAGACGGCAACCCAAAAUUUACCAAGAGUUGAAGAGGCUGAGCAUUGUUCAUAUCAACAGGGUAUUGAAGGGGUUCAGGGAUUACCAGGACAAAAAGGUGUGAAAGGUCGGAGAGGACCACCAGGAAAACCAGGUAUUCCUGACCAGCAGACACCAGGGCAACAUACUCAACUUCUGGUGCAGAGAAGAAGGUCACAAAAUAAAACAUCCAGAAAGUUGCCCAGAAAUUCUCGAUUUGAUGAGCACGAAGAGUGGAUUGGGGAGGAGUGGCACUCACACAGCUGGCAUCUGGGCACCAAAGACAGCCCUGCCACCAACUGCAGAGAGCUGAGUCUUAUCCACCCUCAUAUCAGAGAUGGGCAUUACUACAUUGAUCCUAACCAGGGAUGUCCAUUUGAUGCUCUCAAUGUGUUCUGUAAUUUUACUGCUGGAGGUCUAACCUGCGUGUCUCCUGUCCAGUCCAAAACUUCAGGAAUAUGGUCGUCAUGGGAUACUAAAAAAGGGUUUAGUGAACAAUACAGAGGCUUCAAGUUUGAGUACAGAGAUCUUGAUGUUGUCCAACUGCGAUUCCUACGGUUAAACAGCAACUCUGCCAUACAAAACAUCACUCUGACAUGUCCCAAAAACCACAGCCCCACUGCUAAACACAGAGAUAUGACCAAGAGGGUGGUACAUUUACUAGGAGACUCCAGUGAAGAAAUUGAUCCAUCUCUUGUCACCAUAUCAAAACGUGGUUGUGAGGUAGUGGCACUGGUGAGGGUUUUGAGUAAUUUAGAGCUCCAUAGAGGAGACAUGCAACUUCUACCCAUUAGAGCAAUAUCUAUAGAGGGCAGAGGAGACACCUGGGAAGAAGAUGUAAGCAUUGUUCUGGGACCUUUGUGCUUUUUAUAGCCUCCUUCCAGAAAUAGACACUUCACAGGGCAUUUGGGAGGCAUGCAUUGUUCACAGCAGAUAUUAUACAUGCAACCUAUGGGUAAUCAUUAUAUAGUUUGUAAUGCAUUAUGAUCAAUGAUAAUAACAAACGGAAUCUGUUCUCUGGGUUUAUAGUGUUCUAAAAUAUUUAAAUAGUCUAGACUGAAGUGCAGUAAUAGUGUGUGUGUGCAUGUGUUGUGGGUAUGUGUUUAUUUAGUCUUGUGUUUCAAUGUUUGGUGAGUAUUUAUGAUAAAGAUUUAUUUAUGCAAUGUUGUAGGAAUUUCAUGUUUGUAUCAGAGGAUAAAAGCACAAUGCUUUCACAGUUUUACUAUUAUACAAAUUUCAACAUCACAG
Molecule: messenger RNA, 1712 nt
Organism: Xyrauchen texanus (razorback sucker)
Lineage: Eukaryota; Metazoa; Chordata; Actinopteri; Cypriniformes; Catostomidae
Product: collagen alpha-1(XI) chain-like
Exons: 7
Coding region: 420-1337 (305 amino acids)
Molecular function (GO): extracellular matrix structural constituent
Source: RefSeq, a predicted model, not a curated record